GUUUGGAUCAGGACCCACAGAGAGCAGACGCAAAGGCAGCAGGAGGAGACUUUCCGCGUGGACGGACACGCGACGCCCCUGUGUUUGGAUACCAAGUUUGGACCUUAGUGGAUCUUUUUGUUUGGAUUGUAUCAUAAAAGAUUCCCAAGCUUGGAAUUACCAUGCGGCCUCCACUUGUCCUCAUCUUCCUCUCGUCCAGCCUGGUUACGUGUUUUGAGUGUCCAGCAGAUUGUACUUGUCCCAGUCCCGGCUCAAUAUUUUGCAUCAAUCGGCGAUCCAACACUGUGCCCCGGGUUCCUGCCAGCACAUUACAACUUUUCAUCUUUCAAAAUGGUAUCAACGCUUUGACCCAAAAUGAUUUCACAGGACUAGGGGACUUGGAUUUGCUAGAUCUGAGCCAGAAUGAGUUGGGAGAAGUUCCGGAUGGUGCAUUCAAGAUGCUGUCGAAGCUGAAGAAUUUGGACUUGUCAUCUAACGUCAUCACUCACAUUUCAAAAGACAGUUUUUCCGGCUUGGUACAGCUGGAGAGACUGUAUCUCCACCAAAAUCACAUCCAGAGCAUUCAACAGGACGCUUUUGAAGGUUUAGAAAAGCUACUUGAACUCAAGCUCCACGGGAACAAACUCACCUCCUUGCCAUCCCUCAAUCUACCCCGCCUAUUGCUUCUAGACCUGAGUUCUAACAACAUUCCGAACUUAGAUGUCUCAGACCUUCAGACGCCACACUUAGAAAACCUUAGAAUGGCUUCUCUUGGGCUUAUUUCUCUGGAUGAAGAUCUUCUAGGCUCCCUGGAGAACCUCCACGAACUAGACAUCUCCAUGAAUCAAUUAUCUGAGGUUCCCCAGGCUUUAAAGAAGGACUCCCUCAAGGGUUUGAUCAAGCUCAACCUCGCUUCGAACCCACUGGGUGAGCUCAGAACAGAAGACUUUCAGAAACUCACCGGACUCCAAGAAUUAGAUCUGAGUGGUCUCAAUCUUCAGGGAUUCCCCCAAGACUUUUUCCAGUCUUUCCCGAGAUUGGUACAUCUGGAAGCAGCUGAGAACCCAUUCAAUUGUUGGUGUCCCAUGGCUUGGUUUUCAGUAUGGCUUAGAGAGAAGAAAAUAGAUCUGGGAAGACAAGGGGAUACUAGGUGCCACUUUCCUCUGGCUAAUGCUGGGAAGAUGCUUUCUGUCCUGGAACAUACAGAUUUUGGAUGUCCACCAACCACCACUUUGCUGAUGAAAUCCCCUGUUGGGAGUACUCCACUUCCACAAGGCCCUACUACAACAGAAACAAGCCAUACCAAUGCAAUCCCUUCUCUUCCUCCUCCCCCACCACCGAGUGAACAAACCCCAGACUUGAAAACAUUCCCGCUUCCAUCAGAACCACACGCCUCCCCUACCUCCACCAGUGGGGAAUAUGUCCAACAUAUUUGUCCUGCAAACAUCUGUCUUAACGGUGGCACUUGUAACUUUGAUCCAAUGGGACAACUAGGUUGCCUUUGUCCUUUGGGGACAUCCGGAAUCUUCUGUGAAAAUCUCAACGACGUACCCGACCCGCCAAAACCUUCUGGAACAGAAGCGUCUGUAGAGGCGUCCACCAUUCUUGCUGAACUUGACGCUAUCAGCUCCCGCCAGGUGACCUCCACGUCCAUUCUUCUUGACCUGCACCUCUUCAUCAAGACCCGGCCAAAUAUCCGUGGCAUCAGGCUGACCUAUCGCAAUCUCUCAGGCCCUGACCGUCGCCCGAUUAUUCUGAGCGUGCCUGCAUCCUACCCGGAGUACACUCUGCGUGGACUGCGACCCAACUGUACCUACUCGGUCUGUGCGAGUCCCCUCGGAGAAAGAAUGACCACGAGGUCCAACAGCUCUGUUGAGACGGGGUCAUGUACAGAAGCUCGGACUGCGGGGGUUCCACUGACAUCUUUAGAACCCCGAGUGGAGACCCAGAGCUCCCUCACAUAUACUCUAAUUCCUGCCAUAGCUGCUCUGGCAAUAGUGCUAGGGUUGGCAUUGGUGGCAGGUCUUAUAAUCUGCAUGAGAAAAAGAAGGCAGAAUAAAGCGAAAAUGGAGCUGGAGCUGGGUCCCGCCGAUCCAGACGAUUCAUUACGAGUUGAAGGCAUCAAAGCUUGUCCAGAAAAUGGGGAAAAGGGUCCUCUAUCCCACAAACAGAUUGAAUUAGACCACUCUCACACCUCACAGCCACCCGCAUCCUUACAACAAAAUGGCAACUUGGACUACGAGGUACCAUUGAUGCAAGGACAUUCCCCCUCAAAUAACAAUCGAUCGCACCUUAAGCCAUCGUAUUUCUGAGAUUCAGUAAUCUAUGAACAGUUGUAAGUCUUGCCGAUCAAGACUUGAGAAAUUCUGCUACAACCUUUGUAGUGGUUUAUCAUUCUGAAGUUUGCUUCAGUUAGGAUGUGGCACAACUGACUGGUUUGUCCAUUCAGAGAACAAGAAGUAGCAGUCACACUCACGACAAAUUAGGUCUGUGUACCUAUCGACCAUUGCUUUUGUUUUAAUUUCAGAAAAAGACAAAUUUAAAACUAUGGGGCACCGUUUGUAAAGCAGCAAAUGCUGAAAAUUACGACAUUUUCUCAAAUUUAGCGCCGCAUCAGUGUUUAAAAUGUGGUGUGAACAUUUUAGUCACUUUUUUUGCACAUUUACGACAUUAUUUAGCAAUUUAAAUAUUUAUUUUUAAAUAACAAUUAUUAGACUUGAAUGUUUAAAUCCAGAACUAAAUUAAAUCUUUAAUCUAAAUCUUAAUUGUAAAUGUAUAUCUUACAUAUAUAUCUUAAAUCUAAAUGUUAAAUAUAAAUCCUUAAUCUAAAUGUUAAAUCUAAAAUGUUAAAUAUAAAUCCUAAA
Corythoichthys intestinalis (scribbled pipefish) is the source of this 2843-nucleotide messenger RNA. RefSeq names its product vasorin-like. Bases 162 to 2291 code for a protein of 709 amino acids. The record is from RefSeq and is a predicted model, not a curated record. Gene Ontology annotation, cellular component: plasma membrane. The transcript has 2 exons. Gene Ontology annotation, molecular function: protein binding. NCBI's taxonomy places the organism in Eukaryota, Metazoa, Chordata, Actinopteri, Syngnathiformes, Syngnathidae.